AAAUACCUUGGAAACUAAGCUUUGAAUAAAGGUAUUAGGACGUACCUCCUUUUUCCUCGUAUCGUCUCCCCUUCUCAGAUCUCUCUCCUUCGACACAACUCUAACGUUUCUGAAAAAACCAACACGUUUUUUAACCAAAAGCUUCAGAAACAACACAAACUCUUGUAUUGAAUCUCUAAUAAAGCAAAGGGAGAAGACAUAAUAAAUAAAUAAAAACAGGAAUGGGUUACAAGAACAGAACAGAACUUGAAAUUAAUAACUCUUCUUCGUCGAGUGAAGCCUUGCUUUUUGCUACCAUGUGUAUCAUUGGCCUCCCCGUUGAUGUUCACGUCAAAGACGGUUCUGUUUACUCGGGAAUCUUCUAUACUGCUUCUGUUGAAAAGGACUACGGCAUUGUUUUGAAGAAAGCAAGAAUGACCAGAAGGGGAAAAAGUAAUGCAAAUGUUGCAAAUGGGGCUGUAGUAGAAACACUUGUAAUUCUCUCAUGUGAUCUUGUUCAGGUUGUUGCAAAGGGAGUUCAGCUUCCUCCUCAUGGUGUUGCUGGUAGUUUCGCUGGUGAGAAUCUAGAAGCUGUUGCGGGCACUGUGUCCUCUUCUGAGGGUCAAAUAAGUGAGGCAAAAAAAGCUUAUAGGUCUGGCAUGAAUAAACGGCAUAAUCACAAAAAGAACUCAGGUCGCUAUGAGAAUGGUUUUCUCCAUGCUGAUGAUGUGCCAACAAAAGCUGAGGUGGAUAAUGGAGGAACAGGAUUGCCAUUGAAUCAUGUAAGGAAUACCAUACAGGUUGAUAGGGCAAUCAAAGAUGGGAUAAAUGCGGCAAAGAUUGAAGAAGCUUCUUGUGACACAGUUAAUGGGAGACAGGCUCAAGAUUCUCCCAAACAGGUGCUUGAGCUUCACGAGGAGAAUGUUGAUGAAGUUCAAGGAUCAAGUUCAAACUUGGAUCCCGCUCAUGCUCAAGUCAUACCUGCUGAGGCUGACGAUUCAAAGAUGAUACUCAAACAGCUUAAUGGUGUAUCUCAUGGCCCUGCUUCUGUACAUGAAAAACAAGUUAAUCAAUGUUCUGAAAGGCCAACUUCAUCUGAUACUUCUUCAGAUGUUGCUUGUUCAUAUGAUUCAACUUCAUCAAAUCCAGUUAUUGAUGUUACAUCAGCAGCUUCAACUGAAAUGGUCCCUCCAGAAAGUUCAGGGUCCAAUAAAGUCUCCAAGGAAUUUAAGCUGAAUCCAGAAGCAAAGAUCUUCUCACCAUCAUUUGCAAAUCCAUUAUCAGCUUCUACUCCUGCAGUACCAGUGGUUGCAAGUACACCAUACAUACCAAGCAACUCUCCUGUUGUACCUGUUACUGCUGCGCAGUCAGAAGUUGGAAUGAACCCUUAUGUGCCUCAUUCUUCUGUGCCUGCUAAGUUUGUACCGUAUGGUAACUUGGCAGUUGGAAACGGUGGCAGUGCUGCUCAAUUUUCCCAACCUCUUGCUGGGCAUGUUGGAAGCUGGGCACAACCAGUUAGGUAUGCAGGUCACUUUCCUGUUCAGGCCGGACCUGCAUAUGUUCAUCCAAAUUCACAAACUGUUAUGGUUGGAAGAGUAGGGGGACAGCUUCUCUAUGUACAGCCAGUUUCCAAUGAUUAUGUUCAGGGUAUGGCAGCCAUCUCACAAGUACCUGCUCGACCUGCGUUGAUGACACCGCAUCAGGUCCAAUUUCCGAAGCACCAGGGUAUAAACAAGAACUGCAGCAGGCCAAGCGGUGCAACUGUGUGUUCCCUUUCCUCUUAUGGCCGGUGGCCCGCAACCUUUUGCAGUGCCAACCCACACCCACAUUCCAGUUUUGCAACCGCCAAUCCCCACUAACCGCCCCAUUUCGGUACCAGGAUCAAAUGGUCUCUACAGCACCAAGUUUCCAUGAAAAAUACUGUCUUUUUUCUUUUUCUGUUAUCGCAGUUUUUUUUUUUCUUUUUUCCUUUUUUGGCAAUAAGAAUUUUGGGUUAUAGUCUUUGUUUGAAGAGGGUUCAAAAUAGGAAAAAUUUUUACUCAUAUUCUUUAUGUAGAAGGGUGGCUAAUUUAUUUUGUACUGAAGAUUUUGAUUGAGGCAAAGGAGUGGAGCUUGCUCUUUUAUUUUAUUUUCCAUUUUUCUUUUUUGGUAGGGAAAGUUUGAGAUUGCUUCUCUAGAAAGACAUAUUGUCUCUUGAACAACUGUGGCUACAGAGAAUAGUAGCAUAUACAAUUUUGAAAUGAAGAUGGCUGAAAUAUUUUGGCUGACAA
This is a messenger RNA of Mangifera indica (mango), 2249 nucleotides long. Its product is annotated as polyadenylate-binding protein-interacting protein 4-like. Bases 222 to 1838 code for a protein of 538 amino acids. The transcript is spliced from 13 exons. The record is from RefSeq and is a predicted model, not a curated record. NCBI's taxonomy places the organism in Eukaryota, Viridiplantae, Streptophyta, Magnoliopsida, Sapindales, Anacardiaceae. Gene Ontology annotation, cellular component: cytoplasmic stress granule. Gene Ontology annotation, molecular function: RNA binding. Gene Ontology annotation, biological process: cytoplasmic stress granule assembly.